Molecule: messenger RNA, 447 nt
Organism: Parnassius mnemosyne (clouded apollo)
Lineage: Eukaryota; Metazoa; Arthropoda; Insecta; Lepidoptera; Papilionidae
Source: the annotation of a GenBank genome assembly
AUGAUGCUAAUAAAUCCUAGUGCGGAUAUACCUAUUAUUCAAGUAUCAAUUUUGAAAAAUCAGAACACAAAGCAGCAUUUAAAUAUUGGAAAAGUGUUGUAUCAAUUUCGUAAAGAUGGCGUCGCGAUAUUUGGUUCGGGAAUGUCGUAUCAUAACAUGGUUGAAUUUAGGAAAUCAGAAAAAGUGAAUGACGGGGUUGUCGUCGACGAAAUUUUCGAUAGUUUCCUAAAUGAAGUUCUUACUGGUGACGUAGACGCAAAAAAAGAGAUUUUAUAUUGGGACAAAGUGCCUCCAGGCUUAGACUCUCAUCCCCCGGGUGAAGCGGAUCACUUAAUGCCUUUAAUCGUCAAUAUUGGCGCAGGAGGAUCUUCUCCAGGGAGGAAUAUUUUCUCAUCGGUCUACAUGCAUAAAUUUAUUCUGAGUGGGUUUAUUUGGGAUAAAGAGUGA